GAUGACUCCGACUAUUGUCGCGUUGCUCUCGUUCCUCUCGUUGUCCCGGAGUUUUGUCCGAGGAUGGCACGUCGCGUUUCCAAAUGACGAGAUUUUUGGCAACGAUCUCUCCGAAACGAUGUCUUCUCAGCCGGCCUUUAUAUUUCCAGGGACAAAAUGGUGCGGCAGUGGCAAUAUCGCGAACAACCCGGACGAUCUUGGAAUAUUCGCAAUGACCGAUGCAUGCUGCCGUGAACACGAUAAUUGCAAAGAUGUAAUCGAGUCGAUGCAGACUAAAUACGGUUUGACCAAUACUGCACUUUAUACAAGGCUGCACUGCUCCUGCGACGAGAGCUUCUACGACUGUCUCCAUGGCUCGGAGGAACUCGUUAGCGCGAAGGUCGGCUUCCUCUACUUCAGCGUGUUAGACACGAAGUGCUUCCGCGAAGACUACCCCAUCGUUGGCUGCAAACGGCAUUCACUCAUUCCUAGACGCUGUUUGGAGUACGAGCUGGACGAGAGCCAACCGAAGAUGUAUCAGUGGUUCGACGUCCCUACGUACUUCCAAAACGACCAUCAUCGUUCGAUGCUGGUCGAUCGUCAUAUUCAAUCGGACCGAUAGAAAUCGAAGGAGGGAGGUCUAUUUUCGCGGGAUCAUCUCGGAGGAAAAUGUCGCACGUGUGUAGUGCAAAUUAUUAUCGGAUCGAGCGUAUAUAUCUGUCAACGUGUAGUUGAAUAAACGCCAAUAAAAUCACUUUUACGAC
Molecule: messenger RNA, 743 nt
Organism: Nylanderia fulva
Lineage: Eukaryota; Metazoa; Arthropoda; Insecta; Hymenoptera; Formicidae
Gene: Pla2
Product: phospholipase A2
Biological process (GO): phospholipid metabolic process; arachidonate secretion
Molecular function (GO): A2-type glycerophospholipase activity
Source: RefSeq, a predicted model, not a curated record